AUUUUAUCUGUUGUCAUUCACGAUUUCGCGAACGCACGUCUCGUGAGUUGACUGAUGUGAUAAAAAUAUCGAAUUGUGUUUGAGAAAAUAUGUGAAUAAACAGUGCAAGUUGCACUAAAAUGUAUCGUAAAAUAGUGUGGUGUUAUGUGUUUGUAUUGACGUUAUUGGAUAUUACACUGAAUACUAAGCUGUCAGCUCAGGGAAAGAGCCAUGGUGUCACAGUACAUGAUUCCCUCAUAGAGGGAAUUACAUUUCAGGAAUGGGGCGGGCCGGGCGCGGUGGCGGCGGGCGCGCUGCAGCUGUCGCCGCCCGCGCUGCACUUCGGGCGCGCCGCGCUGGCGGCCGCGCACGCGCUCACCGUCACGCUCACCAACACCGCCAACACCACCAUGCACCUCGCCUCCGUCGCCGGCACCACGCCGGACUUCCACGCCUCCUUCUUCGACUCUAAGACGCUGCCGCCGCAAGCCAACACGUCGUUCACGGUGGUGUACCUGGGGCGGCGCGAGGGCCCGGUGUCGGCGCACAUCUACAUCCACACGUCGCUGGGCGUGCACAAGUACCCGGUGUCGGCGGAGGGCGUGGCCAGCCAGUGGGGCGUGUGGCCGCUGCUGGGCGUGCGCGUGCCGCUCAACGCCAGCGUCGAGCCGCUGCUCACGCUGCACAACCCCACCGACCACACCAUACAAGUGAGCGAGGUGUACUCGUCGGGCGCGUGGCUGGGGCUGGAGCUGCCGGGCGGCGGCGCGCGAGCCCCGCGGGAGCUGUGGGCCGUGCCGGCGCGCAGCUCGCGGCCGCUCGUGCGCCUGCGCCUGGCGCCCGGCGCCGCCGCCGCGCCGCUCACCGCCUACGUGCGCAUCAAGGGCAACAUGACGGGCGGCGGCCUGCUGGUGUGCGUCACGGCGCGCUCCGUGCCGCCCGGCGAGCACCUCAGCCCGCUGCAGCUGCGUCUGCGCACGCGCGGCUCGCUCGACCCGCCCGACGUGUUCGACAUCGAGGCCGGCAACAGUGCGGGCACGCCGGCGCCGCUGGCGGGCGGCGUGUGGGCGCCGCGCUGCGGGUCCGCGCCGCCCACGCCGCCGCCGCCGCCCGCCGACCGCGCGCCCACGCACAACGGACAGAGCGACAAAGGGAUGGCUAACGGAAACGGCGCGGCGGCCGACGGCGUGCGCGUGACGCUGCUGCGCGCCUCGCUGGAGCCGCACCAGGCGCUCGCCCGCGCCGCGCACCUCACCUUCGACUACGCGGCGCUGUGGGGCGCGGCGGCGGCGGGCGGCGCGGGUGCGGCGGGCGCGUGGUGCGCGGGCUGGCUGCGCCUGGGCCGCGCCGCGCUGCCCUACAGCGUGCGCCUGCUGCCCGGCACGCUGCGCCUGGACCCGCCCGCGCUGCACUUCGUGACGGCGGCGCGCGCGGAGACGCUGGAGCUGCGCGUGCACAACGACUUCCCGACGCCCGUGCUGGUGACGGGCGCGGCGCUCAGCGAGGGCGCCGACCUGGUGGAGCUGACGUCGCUGACGCCGCUGGCGCUGGCGCCGGGCGCGGGCGGCGUGGUGGCGCGGGUGCGGCUGCGCGGGGGACUGUCGCCCGCGGCGCAGCUCAGCGCGCACGUGUCGCUGCGCUCUAACGUCACUGACUACGAGGUGCCGCUGUACGUCUACUCUGGACAACUGCAAAUUGAAUGGGAUUGGCCGAACUCAGAGGACGGCGAGCUGCGGCUGGGGCUGGUGGGCACGUCGUCCACCCGGCGCGUGGCGGCCACCGUGCGCAACCCCGCGCCCGCGCCGCUGUGCAUCACCGACGUGGCGCUCGACCUGCCCGGCGCGUCGCUGGCGCUGGCGCCCUGCGGGCCCCUGCGCGCGCCGCCGCCCGGCCACGCCUGCUGAGUAGCCAGUGUGCGGGGUGCGGCGCGGAGUGGUCGCGCGGAGUGUGACGCGCCUGUGUUGCAGCGCUGCGUGGCGGCGCGCGGGGCGCUGGGCGCGCUGCUGACGGUGGUGGCGCCGGCGCGGGCGGGCGCGCUGCGCGGCUCGCUGGCGCUGCGCGCGGAGGGCGCGGGCGGCGCGGCGGUGUCGCGCGCGGCGCUGGCGCUGGAGGCGGCGCCGGGCCGCGUGGCCGCGCUGCCGCUGGCGCUGCCGCGCGUGGCGCCCUACGUGUGGGCGCGGGCGCCGCUCGUGCUGGACUGCAGCAUGGCGCAGCGCAUGCGCGUCACCGGCGUGGCGCUGCCGCCCACCGACCCUGCGCUCUCUUAUGAGGCGGGCGCGGAGGCGGAGGUGUGGGCGGGGCGGCACGCGGUGGGCACGGUGGUGUACGCGGCGGAGCGGCUGUGCGCGCCGCACUGCUACACGGGGCUGGACGUGGCGCGCGGCGACGGCGCCGCCUGGCUGCGCCGCGCCGCGCUGCGCCGGCCGGCGCUGGCGCCCGACGCCGCGCUGCUGGCGGCGCGGCGCGCGCUGUACGCGCAGGCGGCGCCGCGCAACGUGUCGCUGCUGGUGCACACGUCGCGCGCGGUGGCGCUGGCGGCGCGCGGCGUGGCGGCGCCGCAGUGGCCGCGGCUGGCGGCGGCGCGCGCGGACGCGGGGCUGGCGGCGGUGGGCGGCGCACAGCCGCUGCUGGUGCGCGCGCGCAACCCCUCCGCCGACCACGCGCUGCUGCUGCAGCCCGUGCUGGCGCUGCCGCUCGACGCCGACGCGGAGUGCGCGGGCUGCACGUGGGCGCGCGACGCGUUCUCGCUGCAGGAGUGGCGCGCGGCGCGGGGGCACGUGCGCGAGUGGCGCGAGCAGCGCCCCGAGCCCGGCGCGCCGCCGCUGCUGCUGCUGGCGCCGGCCGCCGAGGCCGAGCUGCGCCUGAGCUUCGCGCCCGCCGCGCCCGCCGCGCUGCGCGCGCAGCUGUUCCUGCGCAACAACCUCACGGUGCUGGAGACCGUGCUGCUGGCGGGCCAGGGCGCCUACCCCAGCUUCGAGCUGGGCGGCCGCCGCCCCGGCGCCGACGCGCCGCUGCUCUUUGAGGUGAGCGAGUGCGGCGGCACCGUGCGACGCACCAUCGUGGCGCGCAACACCGGCCCCGUGCGCCUGCGCCUGCGCGACUGGCGCGUGGCCGGCCAGCCCUGCCAGGCGCGCGGCUUCCGCCUCGCGCCCUGCGCGCCGCUCGCGCUCGCGCCCAACCAGUCGCGCGCGCUCACGCUCGCCUUCCGCGCCGACUGGACGCUCGCGCGCGUGGCCGCCACGCUGUCCGCGCGCACCGACACCGCGCGCGCCGCCUUCACGCUGCGCGCCGCCGCGCCCGCGCGCCUGCUGCCCCGCUGUGCGGCCCAGGCGCCGCGCCCGCCCUGGGAGCCGCCCGCGCGCGCCGCCGCCGCGCUGCUCGCCCUCGCCGCGCUCGCGCUCGUGCUGGCGGCCGCCGCGCUGGACGCCGAGCGCGAGCUGCGCCGCGCGCGCCACGCCCGCCCGCCGCCCGCGCGCGCCGCGCCGCUCGACCUGCGCGCGCUCGCCCGCCCCGCGCCGCCGCCGCCGCCGCCGCGCCGCCCCGCGCGCCGCCGCCGCCGCCCCGACCUGCCGCCGCCCGACCCGCGCGCCGAGCGCCGCGCCUUCGAGCGCUGGCGCGCCGAGGUGCUGCGCCGCGCCGACCCCGGCGAGCCCGAGCCCGCGCCGCCCGCGCCCGCCGCCGUAGCGCCGCCCGGCGACCCGCCCGCGAGCCCGGACUGCUUCGACGCAGACCCCGACGCCGAAGACCGCCCGCAAGUCAGCGGCGACGAGGACGCCGCCUCUACGGGCUCGGGCUCGGCGUCCGCAUCCUCGUCUUCGCCGACCGUAGACGACCGCGACGACGCCGACGACGGCGACGAACCGGAGAGAGAACCCGAGCAAGAAGGACCACCGCUCAGCGCCGGAGAAGAUUCUCCGCCCGUGACCGGCCGCCGCGGCGAGAACAGUCGCGCCGGUGCCGAGCCAGCGCUUCGCGCGCGGGGCCGGCGCGAGGGCGCGGAGACGCCGCGCCGCCUGUCGCGCUCGCGCACGGCGGACGCGGAGGCGCGGCGCGGCGCGCGGCCGGCGCACGCGCGGCGCGACAAGCCCGCCAAGCGCCGCGCCUCGCGCCCGGCGGCGUCGCCGGCGCGGGCGUCGCCGGCGCGCGUGGGGCCGGCGCCGGCGGUGCGCUGGGGCGCGUCGUGGAGCUCGGUGGUGGCGCGGGCGCCGGGCGCGGCGCUGGCGCCCAUCGGCUCGGACGUGCGGCGCCGCGCGGAGCCGGAGCGGGCGCUGAGCGGCGCGGGCGACCACUCGCUGUUCUACUUCAACGGCGACGCGUCGCACGCGUGCCGCGACUCGGACUUCUCGUGGCGCCCGCCGCCGCCGCCCGACCGCCCCGCCUUCACACCCGCCAGAGACUUCCUCGCCCCGGGCGAGGAGCGCGCGUCGGACGGCGGGCUGCGCUCGCUGGGCUCGGUGUGGGGCUCGGCGCUGGAGCCGCGGCCGGCGGCGGCGGCGUGGCUGUGGGGCGGCUACGCCGAGCCGGCGCCGGCGCUGGCGGGCGUGCGGCCGCCGCCCGGCUUCGGCGCGCCGCGGCCCGUGCGGCCCUACGACCCCUUCCGCUCGCUGGCGUCCAUCUGGGCGCCCGGCGCCCUCGACUGGCGCCCCGAGCCCGAGCCCGAGCCCGAACACUAGUCAUCGCCGCACUUCCCUACGACAUUGUCUGUUCAAGACUGAAUUAAACUUACACUAUCUCAAAUGAAUGAUGAACA
Molecule: messenger RNA, 4729 nt
Organism: Helicoverpa zea (corn earworm)
Lineage: Eukaryota; Metazoa; Arthropoda; Insecta; Lepidoptera; Noctuidae
Gene: Tmem131
Product: transmembrane protein 131 homolog
Cellular component (GO): membrane
Source: RefSeq, a predicted model, not a curated record